Pollicipes pollicipes is the source of this 827-nucleotide messenger RNA. RefSeq names its product tachykinin-like peptides receptor 86C. The record is from RefSeq and is a predicted model, not a curated record. Gene Ontology annotation, cellular component: plasma membrane. Gene Ontology annotation, biological process: G protein-coupled receptor signaling pathway. The transcript has 7 exons. The annotation marks the transcript as partial. NCBI's taxonomy places the organism in Eukaryota, Metazoa, Arthropoda, Thecostraca, Pollicipedomorpha, Pollicipedidae. Gene Ontology annotation, molecular function: tachykinin receptor activity.
AUGCUCGAGGCUUCUUCGGACAUAUGGCAGCUGCGGCUCCUACUGGAGCACAACUUCGGCGCGCAGGCUGGCGCCCGGCCGGACGGCUUCGCCAUGGCGUCGUGGGCAGCGCUCGGCUGGGCCGUCGCCUUCGGGGCCAUGCUCGUCAUCGCCAUCGCCGGCAACAGCCUGGUCUGCGCCAUCAUUCUGACACACAACUGCUUCCUGGCCAACCUCAGCGUCGCCAACCUGCUCAUGAUCAGCCUGGAACUGGUACCUUCAACUUCAUUCUACGUGGUGUACGCCGACUGGCGAUACAUGGUGAUCGUGCGGGGCCGCUGCACCGCAAGAAUCCGACGCGACGAGGUGGUCGGCUGCAUCAUUCUCAUCUGGGUGUGCAGUGGCUGCCUGUCGGUGCCACACCUGCUCUACUCGGGACAUCGUCACGCACCGCACUGCACCGACUCACACUGCGGCUCGCUAGGUCGGCGCCGUGGCGGGCCGUGGAUCGCCCGCAAGUUCAUAGUGGUGGUGGUGGCGUUCGCUCUCCUGUGGCUGCCUCACCAGGUGUCAUGCGUGUACACCUACCACGACUUAUGGCUCGCCCAACGGAAAUACGUCCAGCACUUGAUCCUGGGAUUCUACUGGCUCGCAAUGUCUCAUUCUAUGGUCAACCCAUUCAUCUACUUCUGGAAGAACGGAAGGUUUCGGUCUUGCCUGGCCGGCUGGUGCUGCCGCUCUGAUAAACACUCCGGCAUGGACAUCAAGGUGCAGGUGCCGCUCGCGGGAAUGACGCCCGCGGCAUUGCCGACCGGUAAGCGGAAGCUGAUGCUGAUGGAGCUGGGAGU